This is a messenger RNA of Paramuricea clavata, 3377 nucleotides long. Lineage: Eukaryota; Metazoa; Cnidaria; Anthozoa; Malacalcyonacea; Plexauridae. The record is from the annotation of a GenBank genome assembly.
GAGCUUCUUCGUCCGCAAAAUUUCUGUAACUCACUUAAUUAAAGAGGUAAGUCAUGUCAGUUGGUGUGAAAUAUAUACUAAUAGAUUUUCUACCGAUUAUAUUAUUUUACAUUAAUAUGAGCUUGAUGAGAAGAGUUUCUCACUGCGAUGAUGGGUAAUUUUGUACACUUCACUCCACUGAAACAAAUUCAACAAUUUGGACAGACAACAAAAAUGGUUGUUUAACUGACACAUAAUUUAAUGAUGAUGCAAGAUGCUAUCAGUGCGCGCGCCCCCAACACAAAGUCCGUUAUCAUUCACAACACUGGUCGAUCACAGAAUAUGUAACCGGUUCAUUUCUAAAGCCUAGUUUACACUAUCAUCACAAUACUCAGUAGGAAUUUUGUGUAGGUAAAUUCUAAGUUUUGAUUGAAAAAUUUGUAAGAAAUGUUCUAAGAGAACUGACUCACUGGUUUAGCACUGACAGUCAGUUUCCUCAUGCAACAUUUCUUACGCAAAAUUCCUACGGUGAACACAGGCUGUUUUUAUUAUAAUAUCAAAAGGCCGCUUUUUAUUAUAUUAUCAUGUUGUUUUAUUUCUAGUCAAUUGAUGUAUUUAAUCUUUUAAGGAAUGAAGAGUAUGAAGAUUGCAGUUUUUCUGGUAUUGAUUAUUGCUCAGCAGAGUUACGGCCGUACACGUUGCAGUGGAUAUCCUCCAUGUCGAAAAAGCCCAAUCGCAUGUGACUAUGGUAAUGUUAAUGGGCGUUAUGUUUAGAAUAGAAUAGAAUAGAAUAGAAUAGAAUAGAAUAGAAUAGAAUAGAAUAGAAUAGAAUAAUUUAUUUAAUGUCGAAUGACACAGAGUGUGGUUGCCAAAUCACUCGAGUCAGGGACUCAUGAUAGAAGUGCUCGAAUAAUUAUGAAUGUUUACGUUUUGUGACAUAUGGAACUUGAGUAUUUUAUGUUUAAAUUUUGAUGUCAAACAUUUCAUUGCGAGAUAAGAACAAGGCUAUUUCUCACUCAGUUAUACGCUGGGGGUGAGGCAGAAUCUUGGAGCUUAAAAUCCCAUCAGGGUAAAUUAAAAACAAAUUCUGCCAAAUCACGAUUUAAAAAAAAUCCGCAUCGCGUUGAACAGGAGAGAAAAAAUUUCAUGUUUCAUAUGUGCCAAAAGUGAAUUUUUAAUAAUUCCAAAUUUCACGUCAUCUCCCGAGAUAUACUUGAAUAAGCGCCUCAUGUCCUGCGGUGGUUUGUGUUCUCGUCAUCAAGCGCGAGCGGGAAGACACGCGAGAGAGAUCUAGAAAAAGUGAAAAUCACAUUAGCCACGCGUCCCACGCAAAGGCCACGCAAGCCAUAGCAACAACAUGCUGCUUGCUAUGAGCAGCUGACCGUCAUGAUAAUAUCUGGAGUGUUGUGUUCCAUUGUAGCAAGCGAUGAACUCAAUAUUCGCGUUGAAGGAUCUAAUGACCUGAAAAUAUAAAAAGAACGUGUCAACCAAAUAUGAUAUAACUUUUUGUGUUUGGUGGUAGCGGUAUAAUAAAUAAUGUCAUGAAUAACCGGUUGAAACAGUAUAAGAUAACGAAUAUUUAAGUUUAUUUGAGUUUGGAAUAACAGCAAAGAACUAAUCGAGCAAAUAACUAAAAAAUAUAUUAAAAUAAUGAAUAAUUAUGAAAUACUUAACUGACGAAUAAUAUGUAGUCAGAAUUAAAUCCUGCUUUCAUCCCUGAUUUCGUUACACCACCUGUCAAUAUGGAUUUGUUUUUAAAAUUAAAGCGAUUGUAUAAUGUAUUUUUAGUUUCAAUUUAGGAGAGCAACAUAACUGCCGAAAUCUGGUUUUAAUUACAUGUAAUCUAACGUUUAUACUGUAGUUUUAAAGUAAGGUUUGAACUGUAGAUGGUUUAAACUAACUUUGCUGUAUUUCAAGCUUAGGGACCGGUCAUUAUUUAUGGUGGGGGGUGGCACCGAAGAGAAAUGUUUUUCGUGGCAUAAAUUUUGCUUACCCAACCAUUAAAAAAUCAAAAAUUUGAUUACCCAACCUCAAGUAUCAUUUUAAAAAAUAAAUACCCACCCCUGGCCAAAACGUUACAAAAGGAUGUCAUUCAGUUGUCACAUGCACAUGACACAAGUCCUUUACCACUUCAGUGAUACGUUUGAUAACGUUCGGCUUGUGAAUGUUUGAUAGAUUGAUAACGUUCGGCUUGUGAAAUUUACUGACUUUUCUGCAGUCUAAAGUUUCAUGUUGUCUGCACAUUUACUAUCUUUGGAGACAUGCACCAUUUGUCUCCCAACAAAUCGGAAAAUGAUGAAGAUAUAGAUUGAUUCACAUAUUGUAUUGACAUAUGACUGUUGACUUUCAAGUUUUCAGUCUUCAAUAUUUGAGCGAGUCAUGCUUUGGAAAUGACAAUAAAUUUUUAUUACACAACCUUUGAGUUGUUUCGUUUUUGAUUUACCCAACCUUUUGACUCACUCAAAAUUUUGUUUACCCAACCCUUUUCUCUUCGGUGCCAUCCCUCGCCAUAAAUAAUGACCGGUCCCUUAUCAAGUCUGUUAUGUUGACUGCUCAGCGUAACUGCCGAAAUCUGGUUCUAAUUGCAUGUAAAUCUGCAUGUAAGGUUUAAACUGUAGUUUUAAAGUAUUGCCAAAAUUGAAAUACCUGUGGUUCCGGUUCCCAACCGACCUUAUUUUUUUCUGCCAACCCUAUUAUUUUUUCAACGCGAUUGACCGUGCGACCCUAUUUUCUCCGGGUGGUUGCGGGCUGCUCAUACAGCGUGCCAAAAUGGCGUCUGUUGUCACACUAAUUUUGAACCAAAUUGCCUAGUAAAUUCGCCCAUAGGAAGUAUGCAUCUCUAGUUAAUAUUGAUGCCGGGACUCUACUGAAAAUCGCCCAGCAAAAAAACGCCAAAACCAUGAAAAAAAUAUUUUAAAAAAAUUUAUUUCCGACCGACCGACCUUAAUUUUUUCACGAUAUGAAACCGGAACCACAGGUAUUUUUUAGGCCUAAGGUUUGAACUGUAGCUGGUUUAAACUAACUUUGCUGUGUUUCUAGCUUAUCAGGUCUGUUAUGUUUACUGUUCUGGAUGCAGCACCGCAAUUUUCGCCUGUUGUCUGGGAUGUGAAUUAUGUUCUCCAGGUUCUAAUGAGAUGAUCAAACUUCCUGAAGCACUACGUCAGAAAUAUGUGAAUAACUUACAAGGAUAGAAGAACGAUGUUGUUGAAAGCACUCAGGAAAUAUUGUCUGUACUAGUUCUUGAUAAAGUUUAAUCAGAUUUUACCCACGUGCACAAUGUCCGUAAUCUGUUGUGUAAUAUCAAUUAUAAUAAAGCAUCCUGAAAGGAAAUUCAUUUGGUUGUGUUAUUAUUUAUUUUUAUUUCAAGUUAUUUAAAGACGCCAGCCCCAACAGUAAAA